AUGGUGCUGAUCGCGGCCGGAGUGUUCUCGAAAUCGGGCAAAGCCCUCGUGGCCCGUCAAUUCGUCACCGACAUGACGAGAGCCCGUCUUGAAGGCCUUCUCGACGCCUUCCCCAAGCUUAUCGGCAAUGAUAAAGAUGCUGGUGAGCUAAUUUCACUAAUAAAGUAUAAAAAAUACUGCUCUUUCAGCAUCUCGUCAGCACACAUUUGUCGAAACGGAAAGCGUCCGGUACGUCUAUCACCCGCUGGACAACAUUUACGUGGUGCUGAUCACCACAAAAAACUCGAACAUUCUGGAGGAUCUCGAGACGUUGCGUCUGUUCUCGCGCGUCAUUCCCGAAUAUUGUCGAUCGAACGACGAAAAGGAGAUCCUGGCCCACGAUUUCGAUCUGAUUUUCGCGUUCGACGAGGUCGUCACGCUCGGCUAUCGUGAAUCGGUGAAUCUGGCGCAAAUUCGCACUUUUACCGAGAUGGACUCGCACGAGGAGCGCGUCUUUAUGCAGAUCAAGGAGGCGCAGGAGAAGGCGGCGAAGCAGGCGAUGGCCGAGAAGGCGAAAGAGCUGAAGCGGGCGCAGAAGGAGGCGUUGAGCCGCGGGUUGAAGCCCAGUUAUCAGUCAUCCACCGGCAUUUCGUCCUCUUCCAUUCCGACCGCCGCGGCCGUCCAGGAACCAGUGGUUCCACGUCCCACAGCGCCGAAAGGACCGAUCGGCGGAGGAAAGGCGCUGAAAUUGGGCGGGAAAACGAACGACGAGGACACGUUUUUGAACACUCUUCGCCAACAGGGACAGUCGAUCGCCCCAGUGGAGAAGGCGUUGGGUGGAGCAAGUUCCGGAGCAUCUUCUUUGAAUUCGGCCAGUGCUCCGCGCGUGAAAAGAGAGGCGGUGCACGUGCGCACCGAGGAGAAGAUCAACGCGCGCGUGAGCCGCGACGGAGGACUCGAAGCCGGAGAAGUACUCGCCACGGUUUCGCUCUCAGUCGCCUCGCCGGACCUAAAUUCAGUGGCGGUCCGAAUGAAUAAUGGGUCGAACGGCGUCGCGGCGCUGCAAGUCCAUCCGAAUCUCGAUAAAAAGGAGUGGCAGACGACGGGCGUGCUCAAACUGAAGUCCAAUGGGAAACCGUAUCCGGUGAACAGCGACGUCGGCAUUCUCAAGUGGAAAAUGGUGUUGGCCGAGGAGGAGCAGUUGCCCAUUUCGUGUACGUUUCAGAUUGAGCUUUCCUGAUUUGUAGUCUUUGUUACUUACAUUUUUUAACCCUUCAAAAACAACGAUUUUUCAGUGAAUUGCUGGCCGCAAGAGUCUGCCGACGGAGUACAAGUGAACAUUGAGUACACGCUUCAGAGAGAGGACAUCACACUUCAGAACGUCCGAAUUAUUGUGCCACUUCCGUGAGUUUUGCCAGAAAAAUAAGCAAAAAUAAACUCGUUUUCCUUGCAGAGCAGCAACGGCGCCGGUGGUGGGCGAAUGCGAGGGAUCGUACGAGUACCUCCGUCCGAAGAACGUGAUCGUCUGGUCGAUGCCGGUGAUCGACGCGUCCAACCCGUCGGGAACGCUCGAAUUCACGGUGCCCAACGGCCACUCGGACCACUUUUUCCCCGUCUCCGUCGGAUUCACCUCCGAGAAUCUGUUCGUGCCGAUCACUGUGCAGGAGGUGGUCAGAUCGGACGGAUCGGCGGUCCCCUGGUCCGCGGAGGCCACUUUCAACGCGGAUAACUUUGAAAUUGUUUAA
Molecule: messenger RNA, 1724 nt
Organism: Caenorhabditis sp. 36 PRJEB53466
Lineage: Eukaryota; Metazoa; Nematoda; Chromadorea; Rhabditida; Rhabditidae
Source: the annotation of a GenBank genome assembly